Rhincodon typus (whale shark) is the source of this 1494-nucleotide messenger RNA. It is a transcript of the gene nob1, whose product is annotated as NIN1 (RPN12) binding protein 1 homolog. Bases 154 to 1398 code for a protein of 414 amino acids. Gene Ontology annotation, biological process: ribosomal small subunit biogenesis; maturation of SSU-rRNA. The transcript has 10 exons. Gene Ontology annotation, cellular component: preribosome, small subunit precursor. NCBI's taxonomy places the organism in Eukaryota, Metazoa, Chordata, Chondrichthyes, Orectolobiformes, Rhincodontidae. Gene Ontology annotation, molecular function: RNA endonuclease activity. The record is from RefSeq and is a predicted model, not a curated record.
GGAAGAUGGCGGUCUCUACAGUGGAGCAUGUUGUAGCGGAUGCUGGAGCUUUUUUAAAGAACGCGCCACUCCAGUUUCAGAUUUUAUCUUCCUGUUGUGCUGACUUCACCUGAUGUACAGUUCACUGGAUGCCAGGCUAAUUUCACCUCAUGAAUGGAAUUUGGAAAAACCAUCUACACGUUAAAGGAAGUUGUGAAUGAAAUACGAGACAAAGAAACUAAGCGAAGACUAGCAGUUUUACCAUAUCAACUCCAUUUUAAAGAACCAUUCCCUGAAUAUAUUCGACAUGUAACUGAGUUUUGUAAAAAAACAGGAGACUAUCCUAGCCUCUCAGCAACUGAUAUUAAGGUUCUGGCACUAACCUAUCAGCUCGAAGCUGAAUUUGUGGGAAUUGGCCACUUGAAGAACGAACCUGCACAAAAAGUUGAAGUGAGUACCACUUUGAGACACCCAGAGUCAAUGAUCGACAUAGCAGGUUUUCAUCUGCCAUCUAAGCAGCAUUCAGAACAAGAUUGCCCAAAGGAAGAUUGUUCACUCUCUUUAGGAUCAGAGGAAGCUUGCCAUCCAAACAAAAAACGUUCUAGUGAAGUGCCUGUGGCUGAUGCAUCAGAAUUUAGUACCUUUCAUUAUUGGAGAAAUCCAUUACCAAGCAUUGAAGAAGAUCUGCAAGACUUUUUGAAGAAAGAGAAUGGCUGUACUUCGAGUGAGACUUCACUCGAGCAACACCAAGAAGAACAGUAUGAAAGUGAAGGAGAUGAGGAAAAAGACGAUGAUGAUGGGUGGAUAACACCUAAUAACAUUCAGCAGAUCCGCCAAGAUAUGGGCUGCUCUGAGAUGAUGGCAAACGUCAAAGUUGGUUGUAUGACUACAGAUUUUGCCAUGCAGAAUGUCCUUAUUCAGAUGGGGCUUCAUGUGAUUUCAUUAAAAGGAAUGCUUAUAAAACAAGCACGAAACUAUAUCUUGCGAUGCCAUGCAUGUUUCAAGACCACAACUAACAUGAACAAGACAUUCUGCCCAAGCUGUGGUAACAAGACACUGAAGAAGGUAGCAGUGACUGUAAAUGAGGAUGGCAGUAUUCACAUGCAUUUCUCAAAAAACCCAAAAGUGUUGAAUGCACGAGGAUUGAGGUAUUCACUCCCAUUACCACAUGGUGGGAAACAUGGCAAUAAUCCACAUUUGACUGAAGACCAGAGCUUUCCUCAGCAAAGACUAUCCAAAAAGGCUAGACAGAAGACAAAUGUCUUUGACCCAGAUUACAUUGCUGGGAUUUCUCCCUUUGUGGAGAAUGACAUCUACAGCAGAGCUGCUAAUUUAAACAUUCGGGACAACAGAAUUGGAGCAGGGAGGAGGAGGAUGAAUCCAAAUGCUGUAACAAAGAAGUUUGUUAAGAAGAAAUAAUUUUUCCAACUGAGAUACUGGAGUAUAAUGGUGUUUUUGAUCACUAUAUUGUAAAACUAUUUGUACAAAAUAAAUUCAACAAAAAUUGUUAACAGA